UGCUGUUGCUGCUGCGUCUCUUUAUCAUUAUGUUAUAUAUAUGUAUAAGCUAAAAUUCGCGCACACACACACAUGAUAAAUAAAAGUAUAUAAAGAGAAAGAGUGGAAGAGAGAAAGAGAUAAUAGAGCAAAGACCGAAAUAUCGAUUUUUAGGCCCCUACAUGACAGCGGUUCGAUGCUGGUCAUAUCUGCCCCGUGCCCCGUUCGCAAUAAAGCGCCUUUCAAAACACUAACGCGUGAAUCUAAAUCACAACGUUAAAAAGUUGAAAUUAUAUAUCUUUAUUUAAUUCAUUUAUUAUAAAAAUAAAUAAAUAAAUAAAUAUAUUUUGUGAUGAAUAAAUAAAAAAUACAUAUAUAGUGCAUGUGAAUAAAUGAAAAAUAUCGCUUAAUUGCGUUAUAAUUUUGAUUGUGUUUUAUUUAUUUUAUAAAUAACAGUGUUUUGCAAAAGGAUAUCAUCAUACUGGAAUAAUAUUAAUAAUAAUAAUAAUAAUAAUGUCAUCAGAAAAAAUGGCAUUAGCAACAUCUGAAAAUUAUCAAUUAAAAUGGCAUAGUUAUGGUGCUCAUCUUCAUAGUUCAGUUGCAACACUGUUGCACUCUGAAUCAUUUGCUGAUGUAUUAUUAGCAACAUCAUGUGGACGUCAUGUCGCUGCUCAUCGUUUUGUUCUUGCAGCAUGUUCAUCAUAUUUAAGUCAUAUAUUUCAAACUUGUCAUUUUGGUGCAAAUACAAAUGCUCCAAUUAUUGUAGUUUUACCAACUGAAAUUGGAUAUCGUACAUUGAAAAUAUUAAUUCAAUACAUGUACAGUGGUGAAGCAACAGUUACAAAUGAUCAAUUAGAAGGUGUACUUAAAGCUGGUGAUAUACUACGUGUUCGUGGAUUAUGGAGAUCAAAUUCAUCAUCAUCAUCUUCAUCAUCAUCAACAACAUCAGCAAGUAAAAAAGAAAAUAUACAAUCAAAUAAUCAAAAAGUUGAUCGUGAUAAACAGCCAAUACCAGGUGGCAUACAAAAAAUUAAACUUGUACAACCAACAAGUGAUAAAACUGUUGAUACAACAAUACCAUCAAUACCACCUCUAGUACCAUCAUCAUCAUUAUCAUCAUCAUCAUCAUCAUCAGCAGCAGCAGCAUCAACAUCAUCCACAACAUCCACAUCAACAACAACAAUAUUACCAGCAGCAACAGCAGGCACAACAACAACGACAACAACAACAACAGCCACAACAACAGCAUCAGCAGCAAUUAAUGCAGUUAAACUUGUUAUACAACCAACUGUACAACCAUUAAAAAUAUUACAAAAAGAUAAAGAUAAAGAUAAAAUAAACAAUGAUAAAAAUUCAAAUUCUUCUGAAAAAAAAACAACAGUUAUAACAAAUACUGAAAUGGCAAAAAAAACAAUUGUCGAAAAUAAUAAAAUAACUGAUGAAAAUAAAAAUAAAGAAAAUCUCGAGUCAAAUAGUAAAAAAAGAAGAAAUACAAGUACAAGUGAAGCAGAAUCAAAUAAAUCAUGUAAAAGUGAUGCUGAUGAUAACAAUUCUGAACUCAAUUUGGAAUUGCUAGUUAAAGAUGAGCCAAUUGAUUGGGAAGAUUCAAUGGAUCCAGCAGAAUCAUUAACAAUUGAUCAUGAUAUUGAUAUUAAACCAGAAAUAAUUCACAGUGCAGAGGAGGAUGAUGCUGAUAUGGAUGAAGAAGAAUAUACACCAUUGACUUGUGAUUUAUGUAGUCAAACAUUUAAUCGACCAUCUGAUUGGGUCAGACAUAUUGAAUUUACUCAUGCUGAUAUGACUGAAAAUAAAAGAAAAAAACGAAAAGAUGAUGAUGAUAGUAAAGAUUUUCCACCAUUAAAAUGUGAUUUAUGUGGUAAUCAAUUUCCAACACCACAAGAAUGGGUACGUCAUAUACAAACAGAACAUACCGAAGAACAAUUGGCACUUAUGAAUAAUUCAGCACCACCAAAACCAAAACGUGUACAUAAUCAUCAAAAAUUGUGUAAUAUUUGUCAAAAAGUAUUUCCAAGUCAUGCAUCAAUGGUGAUACAUCAACGAACACAUACUGGUGAAAAACCAUUCCUAUGUUCUUAUUGUAAAAAAGGUUUCAAUGUUAAAAGUAAUUUACUGAGGCAUUUACGAACACUUCAUGAUAAAUUUGUACAUCCAAGUUUAUAUGGCAGCAAUGGAAAACAAAAUGCUUAAAUUAUAUAAUCAUCUAUCAAGACUAAAUCAUCACAAAUUAUUAUGAAAUACUUUAAAGCUCAAUAGUGCGUUGCAGUAAUUGCAAAUUUUUAAAAUUAAAAAAAUUGGUUUUUAAAAUAUCAUUAAUUAAAAAACUUUUGUACUCUGGUUAAGUACGAUAUAUUCAUGAUUAUAUUUAUUAAAACAACCAAGAGUUUUUCAAAGUAAAGAGACGUUGAAAAACCAUUGCCAAAGUUAAAAAAAUAUUCCAUGUAUAAUAUAAUAUAAUUUCGACAGUAAUUCAAUAAUAAUAAAAUCCAUGAAAUUAUUUUCUUUUAAAAUUAUUAAAUCUUGCGAAUAAUAAUAAUAAUAAUAAUUGUAUAAAAUAUUUCGUAUUUUUUCUUGAACCAUUUGAAAAAAAAAAAAAAAGUAUUUAGCUAAGGAUUAAAUUAGAAUAAAUAAUUUAAUAAAUUGGAGUAAGUUUAAAUUUAAAUUACUUUUAGACUAUUAAUGGAUAGUCCAAAAAAUAAUAUUAAUAUUUAUCUCAGCCCAUAAGUUAAUUAUGUAUUUUUAUAUUAAAGUAGAUUAUUAAUAUAGCUAUAUAUAUUAUGUAUAUUAAUUGUGAGGAGAUAUGACAGUCGAAAUAUUUGAAAAAAAAAAAAAACUCGAAAUCAGAUAGGAUAUAAUAAACAAGUUGUAUCCAAGAUUUUCUUUUUCUUUUUUUCUCGAAAAAUAGUCACAGGCGAUGAAAAAAAAAAAAAAAUAAAGACGAGUGUCAAUGAUAUUAUGUUACUCAGUCUCUCUUUAUCUCGUUCUCGCACUGUGACGAGCCAAAUACUUAUAAAUGUAAAAUUUAAAUAAAAAAUAAUAUUGUCUUCAAAAACA
Aphidius gifuensis is the source of this 3051-nucleotide messenger RNA. RefSeq lists its product as uncharacterized. Gene Ontology annotation, biological process: regulation of transcription by RNA polymerase II. The transcript has 5 exons. Lineage: Eukaryota; Metazoa; Arthropoda; Insecta; Hymenoptera; Braconidae. The record is from RefSeq and is a predicted model, not a curated record. Gene Ontology annotation, cellular component: nucleus. Gene Ontology annotation, molecular function: protein binding. Bases 493 to 2187 code for a protein of 564 amino acids.